CGACUAAUCUGUCAGUGACAUCGAUAUAUUGCAAUGUCGAUUGUUACUGGUGGUGUGAUAUCGAUAGCAUAACAAUUUCAAAGAUUUCAAAGUAGCACAGCGUAGUGUUUGGUACACCUAUACACGUCUAGGCGAAGUUGUUCGUUGUCGUGAGGAAGGGCUUUAUCAUGGAGUGACGAUUGUUGAAGAUCGUUGUUUAUAGCCUCCCUGUCGAAACGGUUCCGAUCAAGGUUAAAUCGAUAGUUAAUCGCUUAUUUUUAAGCGUCGUGCGAAUCAGUUGGAAAAAAUGACCUCGAACGAAGCAGGCAUAUCGCUCGUCGCCCGGGAGGAUAUCAGCUGGCGAAAAGAUUUAAUUUCGCAGUUACGUGAAAGAAACAGAUCGCAAACUAAUUGCUUUGCAGAUCUCAUCAGUCUGCAUAAUAGGUUAUUUGAAAGUGCAAACACUUUGCGAAAUACAAAUAUGCAAUUGACGAUUGCAAAUGAAACCCUUCGUCGUGAGGCAGCUAAUGGCAAUAUUGGCAUAGGUGGAAAUUCUGAUCUUGAAGCUAGACUUUUGAAACAAGCAGAAGAAUUGGCAAUGCUACAUAAGAGAAAAGGAGAACACACGCAACAAAUAGUAGAUCUAAAUAAUAAAUUGCAAGAAAUAACAAAAGAACUUCAAGCAAAGGAAAUCAGUCUUGCAGAAAGUUUGGAAGCUAAUGCCAAUUUACGUUUAGAAAUAACUAAAUGCCUCGGUAGAGAAAAGGAAACUGAAAGUAUUAAUCAGAUGCUCAAAGAUGAACAUCAAGCCUUGCAACUCGCUUUUGCAUCUUUAGAAGAAAAGCUUAGAAAAACACAGGAAGAAAAUCGACAGUUAAUUGAACGCUUAAUAAAAUAUAAAGCCAGAGAUGCAGAAAAAAUGAAUGAGGAAAAUGACAACUUUUUAAGUUUUACGAGACCAACAACCUUUUUGAUGCAUACCUUUUCAAAAUUCGGAAAAAGGCAAGCAAAGAUGCAAAAAGAAUUGGAAGAUGCAGCACGAGAUACACGACCUGUUAGUCCCGAUCGUUUAAGCUUAAAAGAAGUCGCUGGUCUUCCCACAGCAGUGCCAACAAAAGUAUCCGUAACAUUUAAUGCCCAUGAGGGAGAAGUAUUUGCUGUUAAAUGGUCGCCUACUGAUAGAAUUCUGGCUACUGGUGGUGCUGAUAGGAAAGUGAAAUUAUGGAACAUUACUAAAGAUACAUCGGAGAGCAAAGGUAUCCUCGUCGGCAGCAACGCUGGUGUGAUGUCGGUGGAUUUUGAUUCGACGGGAACCCUUAUUCUUGGAGCAUCCAACGAUUAUGCGAGCCGCGUCUGGACUGUCAGUGAUCUUCGCCUAAAGCACACGCUCACGGGCCACUGCGCAAAGGUGAUGGCGGCGAAGUUUCUUGGCGAGCCGUCAAAAGUAGUUACGGGAAGUUAUGAUCGCACGUUAAAAAUCUGGGAUUUGCGCAGCAAAGCAUGUAUAGAGACAAAAUUUGCUGGAUCUAGUUGCAAUGAUCUCGUAACUUCAGACGGUGCUGGUUCUACAAUAAUCAGUGGCCAUUUUGAUCAAAGAAUCAGGUUUUGGGAUACGAGAGCUGAAUCCAGUUCAAAUGACAUUCUACUAGAAGGAAAAGUUACAUCCUUAGAUUUAUCCCGUGACGCAAAUUACCUUUUGAGUUGUGUGAGGGAUGACACGGUGAAAUUGAUUGAUCUACGAAUGAAGAAGAUUGUUGGGUCGUUCAGCGCUGACGGUUUCAAAGUGGGAUUCGAUUGGACAAGAGCUGCUUUCAGUCCUGACGGGCAAUACAUAGCGGUUGGUUCCGCAGACGGUUCCGUCUUUAUCUGGUCUAUAGCGACGAAUAUGAUCGAAACAAUACUAAAGGGACAUACGGCAGCAGCAAUUGCUGUAUCUUGGCAUCCGCACGGCAUGUACCUGGCAUCUGUCGAUCGCGCCAAGACAGCGACAGUUUGGGGCGACCAUGUUUGACAGGAGGAGUGAUCCCGGGACAGACGAUUAUUGUUUCACGCAUGAAGGCCUCAUGCCAUUCUCGAGCAUCUCGCAACCGUGAAAACAUAGCGAACGUGCGCGCGUUCACGUUAGCAAUGCAGCGAGAAAAUCACCCAGUGUACGCCCAGCAAGAGGAUAAUCAAAAUUGUUGGUCGAUUUGACCGCGCGGGUUGUAAAGCCUUGUAAGGAUGCUGUUUCGAGGCUGUAAAGCGCAGACACCACACUGAACAAAUCCAGAAGCGGUAGAGACUAUUGUACAUAAAAUUGCACUUAUUGUUUCUCCCAGGUUGUAAAGAUUCCCUUUUUAGAAUAGUAAAACGCCGCACCGCGUCGUCUGCCCACAGGAAAUUUAAGAGAUUAUCGUAGUUACUGGUGUUUCGAAAUUCGCUAGGUAUACGCUUUUUUUUGCUAACUCUGAGAGUACAGUCGUGUAUCAAUCGUCUGUACCGCCAAUUCGGUCGCCUUCAUGAUCGAAAGUCUAUAUAUGGCAUUCAUUCGUGUAAAAAAAGUGUAGAAUAUUUUUUUGUACGAAUGGAUAUUAACCCGUUAUAAAAUAUAUACCCCCUAAAAUUAUUUUCUUUUUAACAGAAAGUCAAUUAUUGAAAUAUUUCCUAGCAGAACUGGAUGUCAACAUACAAGCACGAUAAAUGAUAUUUUUUGAGAUGUAAUGAGAUAAACAAAUACAUAAACACUAAUAUAAACGUACUAGAUUUGAGUGAGAGAGAUUAUUUUCUCAGAAUUAAUUAGCAUUAAUGUUAAAAAUAAUUUAAGAGUUAUUUCAUAUC
This is a messenger RNA of Camponotus floridanus (Florida carpenter ant), 2796 nucleotides long. RefSeq names its product autophagy-related protein 16-1 (gene Atg16). NCBI's taxonomy places the organism in Eukaryota, Metazoa, Arthropoda, Insecta, Hymenoptera, Formicidae. Gene Ontology annotation, molecular function: protein binding. Gene Ontology annotation, cellular component: autophagosome membrane. Bases 287 to 1990 code for a protein of 567 amino acids. The record is from RefSeq and is a predicted model, not a curated record. Gene Ontology annotation, biological process: autophagosome assembly. The transcript is spliced from 14 exons.